AUGGAUCUUUCGCAGAUGCAGACGGCCUGUGUCCUGGCAGGUAUCGCAUUCCUCUAUCUCGCCGGCAUAAUUGUGUAUCGACUCUAUUUCUCUCCGCUCGCCAAGUUUCCAGGCCCCAAGCUUGCAGCGGCGACGCUGUUGUACGAGUUCUAUUACGACGUGAUCUGUCGAGGUCAAUAUACGUUCAAAAUCAAAGAGCUUCAUGAGAAAUAUGGUCCUAUCAUCCGGAUCAAUCCGUAUGAGCUGCACGUCAAUGACCCAGAGUUCUACGACACGCUUUAUUCACAGCACUCACCGAGGGACAAGUCUCGGUUCUUACUUAAUAUUUUCGAUCUUCACAAGUCGACGUUUGGAACGGAGAAGCACUAUUUGCAUCGCAUCCGUCGGGCCUCCCUCAAUCCGUUCUUCUCCAAACAGCGAAUCCUUCGUUUGGAGCCGAUGAUCCACACUCUGGCUCGACGGAUGUGCGAGCGUGCUGAAGACUUCAAACGUGCCGGUCAGCCGGUCCCGUUGACCACAGGGUUCUCCUGUCUCAUUACAGACGUUCUGACAGAAUACAUCAUGACGGAAAGCUAUCAUUAUCUAGAGGAGCCGGACUGGGUUCCCCACUGGGGCAAGACACUGCGCUCCGUUCCCGAAGUAGGAAUCCUGGCCAAGUACAUUCCGUUCAUCCUGCCUCUGUUGAAAUCCAUUCCGCAGCCGUGGGUGGCGGCGAUAAACCCAGGCAUGGGGAUGGUCAUGUGGUACAACAAAAGCUGUGAGGCCAAGAUCCGAGAGAUCAUGCAGGACAGGGAGAAAUCGGCGGCGAAGGCGAGUCAGAAGAUGUCGACGCAGCCGACGCUAUUCCACGAGCUGCUCGAUUCGGAUCUGCCGCCGCAGGAGAAGACCUUUGAUCGACUUGCGGAUGAAUGCCAGUCAGUGAUCGGAGCGGGGACCGAAACAACUACAUUCGCGCUGACCGUGAUCUCUUUCCAUCUGCUCGACAAUCCUGAUAAAUUGCAGAAGAUGCGGGACGAGCUCGAUCAGUUGAACCCGGACCGAAAUGCGCAAUUAAGUCUGCGAGAUUUGGAAAAUUUGCCUUAUCUUUCAUCCGUUGUUCUUGAAGGUCUGAGACUAUCAUACGGUCCCUCCACUCGACUUCAGCGAAUAGCACCCAGCGAGACUCUAAGAUACGGUGAAUACACCAUUCCACCGGGUACCCCCGUCGGAAUGACAUCUUACCUCCUCCAUCACAACGAAUCCAUCUUCCCGGAUUCGCACAAAUUCAUCCCGGAGCGAUGGCUCGACCCGGCCGAACGGCGCCGACUGGACAAAUACAUGGUGGCAUUUUCCAAGGGUUCACGACAAUGCGUCGGAAUGAACCUCGCCCGAGCAGAGAUCUUCAUCACCCUCGCCACGUUCUUCCGCCGCUUCGACAAGAUCGAGCUGUACAAGACAACGCGGGAGGACGACAUCGACAUGAAGCACGACCUCUUCCUCCCGCGUCCGAAGAAUCUGGAUAGUGUCGGCGUGCAGGUCAUGCUGAAAUGA
This is a messenger RNA of Rasamsonia emersonii CBS 393.64, 1530 nucleotides long. Its product is annotated as Benzoate 4-monooxygenase cytochrome P450. The record is from RefSeq and is a predicted model, not a curated record. Gene Ontology annotation, molecular function: monooxygenase activity; oxidoreductase activity, acting on paired donors, with incorporation or reduction of molecular oxygen; heme binding. Lineage: Eukaryota; Fungi; Ascomycota; Eurotiomycetes; Eurotiales; Trichocomaceae. The transcript has 6 exons. The coding region runs from base 1 to 1530 and encodes 509 amino acids.